Molecule: messenger RNA, 1128 nt
Organism: Rotaria socialis
Lineage: Eukaryota; Metazoa; Rotifera; Eurotatoria; Philodinida; Philodinidae
Source: the annotation of a GenBank genome assembly
AUGUAUCCUAAUCAACAAUAUACUCAACGCGGCGGAGGACCAAGCGGUCAAUAUCCACCACAGCAACCACCUUAUGGAGUUGGCAAUAUGGUACCAGGCCAUCAACAAAAUAUGUCAGGACCCUAUGGUGGUAAUCAGGGUGGAUUUGGAGGUGCUGGUGCAGCUCCUUUCAAUCAAGGUGGAUUUGGUGGUGUCCCCUAUAAUCAAGGAGGAUUCGGAGGUGCCCCUUACAAUCAAGGAGGAUAUCCUCAGGGACAAAGUGGUGGAUCUGGACCUGGAGGUUAUCCAUCGUCGAAUCAGCAACCAUAUGGUGCUAAUCCGCACCCACAAAAUUUCGGCCCCCCAGGAGCUGGAUAUCCACCAGCACAAGGCGGUGGCUAUGGUCCUAGCUCGGGUAAUUUCAUGUCAAAUGAUCAACGUGCACAACGAUUAAAUCAAAUUAUUCGACAAUAUGAAAUCAAUCCACAAUUUGCUGCACGUCUACAAUCACUUGGAAAUUGUGAAGUUGUUGUUCUAUGUGAUGAUUCAGGCAGUAUGAAUACACUAUUGCAAGGUACUAAUCAAACACGAUGGGAUGAACUCAAGUCUCUUGUCAAUAUCGUUGUUGAUAUCUGCUCUGUUAUGGAUUCAAAUGGUGUUGAUGUUUAUUUCUUAAAUCGAGAUCCUAUGCUUAAUGUUAGCGAUACACGCAACGUUCGUCAAAUAUUUAAUAUGCUUCCACAAGGUUUAACACCACUUGUUCCAGCAUUACGAAGAAUUAUUGCAGCUAAGCGUAAUCAAACAUUUGAAAAGAAAUUAUUAAUUCUUAUUGCUACUGAUGGAGCACCGACAAAUGAAUAUGGUCAACCUGAUGUCGGUGCAUUAGAAGCUGUUUUACGUCAGGAACGUACACAACAAACUUAUGUCACAUUCUUAGCAUGCACCGAUGAUCUACCAACAGUAAACUAUUUAUCAAAUUGGGAUAGAUUAAUACCUAAUGUGGAUGUUAUCGAUGAUUAUCGUUCGGAACGUGCUGAAAUUCAACGAACACGUGGUGGAAAUUUUCCAUUUUCGUAUGGUGACUAUAUUGUUAAAUCCUUACUUGGUGCUAUUGAUCCUUGGUUUGAUUCAUUGGAUGAUCGAGCAUAG